This is a messenger RNA of Onychostoma macrolepis, 2185 nucleotides long. RefSeq names its product ETS1-related protein (gene etsrp). Gene Ontology annotation, molecular function: sequence-specific DNA binding; DNA-binding transcription factor activity, RNA polymerase II-specific. Gene Ontology annotation, cellular component: nucleus. NCBI's taxonomy places the organism in Eukaryota, Metazoa, Chordata, Actinopteri, Cypriniformes, Cyprinidae. The transcript is spliced from 9 exons. Gene Ontology annotation, biological process: cell differentiation; regulation of transcription by RNA polymerase II. Bases 369 to 1484 code for a protein of 371 amino acids. The record is from RefSeq and is a predicted model, not a curated record.
GUCUGAACACUGCAGGCGAGGUGAUCUCUCCCUUCAUGUGCAUGGCCUGGGGACCACUGAAGGGCGACUCGAAUAUGGACUGGUUUUCACUCACCACCGAUAGAGCUUCCUGUGAAAUAUACAACACACACUGGUUAUGGUAACAAAUCUGUGGUCGUGACUCCUGUCUGACGUCACGAGGAGUAAAAGGAGGGAACCGCAGUCACGACGCAUUCCUUCACGAGACGCGCGGACACGCCCCAUCGCGCACGGCCUCUUUAUAACGGUCCUGAGUCAAGCAGAAACAGUCAACAGAGCUUUAAGGCAGAGAUUGAAGCUGUAGCAAAUCCUUGACAUCUGGAAUAAGGACUCUGUGAGAACUUUAAGAUAUGGAAAUGUAUCAAGCUGGAUUUUAUACAGAAGACUUCAGAACUCAGGAGGUUCCUGGUGGAUUUGACUUCAGCUCAUAUGACUGCAGUGGUGAAGACCUGUCCUUUUUAUUAGACAGCAAAGGACCUGCCCAACAGCAGUAUCCAGAAACAUAUGCAGAGCCCCAGAAGGAGCAUUUGCACAGUUCUAAAGGUCAUACUCUUGCAGUCAACUCCACUGAUUCAGGACUCUUUAAUCUGGACUCCUUUCCUGAGUUUAGCUGUUGGGCAUCCUAUACUAAUAUUCCAGAAGGAAUGGUAGCAGACAGGCAACAGGUUGCCUUUCAGGAAACAAAUCAAACCUACCAGAACCUCGUCCCUCUAUGCACUCCAGCACAAAGCAGUCCAUUCAGCCCAGGGAUGGACACCAGCAGCCAUUACCAACCUGGGAAAGGUCCAAAUCACAGAGGAGCAUCCGGUACCGUCAAUUUGGACCAUCUGGGAGAUACUGAGAGAACAUAUGCCUUGUAUGAGGCAGAGCAGCAGAGCAGGCCUUCAUAUUGGUCUGAUUAUCCCUCACCCAGUUACUGCACUUCCAUGCUUGGACAGCCAGCAUCCUCUUCAUCACCUCCAGUUACUAAAUCCUCUGAGCAGUUCUGUCCCCGUGUGGCCAAAAGGCGUAACGCACCAUCUCAAAGAUCAGACAGAGAGGGUGAAAUGACACCCAUGUCUGCCUAUCCAGGAUCUGGACCCAUCCAGCUUUGGCAGUUUCUUCUAGAACUUCUGCUGGAUUCUGCUUGCCACACGUUUAUAAGCUGGACUGGAGAUGGUUGGGAGUUUAAAAUGUCCGAUCCUGCAGAGGUGGCGAAGCGGUGGGGCCAGUGUAAGAACAAGCCAAAAAUGAACUACGAGAAGUUGAGUCGUGGCCUGCGCUACUACUACCACAAAAACAUCAUUCACAAAACGGCGGGGAAGCGUUACGUCUACCGCUUUGUUUGUGACGUGCAAGGAAUGCUUGGAAAAACAGCACACGAGGUCUUUGCAAGUCUAAACAUCUCACCAUCAAAUGGUGCAUCUCCACAGUCUGUAAUAAACACAGCCAGAUCGGAGGAAACCACAGAGUCCUGGGCACAUUAGAGAAGAAUGUUUUCAAAUGCCCGUAAUGAUCUAAAUGAACUGUAAAACAUCAGAAGUCAUGCCCCGGAAAUAGCAAGGACAGAAAAGACUGAAGUUCCAUUCAAAGAUAUGUACUUUAAACUGAUUUGGACUUCUGAAUGAGUUGAUUUUCAACAAUGGAUCUGAGAUCAGCCAUCAAAUGCAGUUACGUGCCUUUAGAAAACAUUGUUAGCUACCUCUUUUGACGUUGGAACACUAAUCUUGUAAAUGUUUUUUUGUUGUUGUUGUUUUCUUAAGUAAACUGAUGUUUUGACAUCAGAUUAUGUAUUCUUGUAAAUAAAUUGUUACAGUAUACACCUUUUUACAAAAUGUUGUUACUCUGUUUCAAGUUGAAAAGCUAUAAAUAAUAAUAUAGACAAAAAGUAUAAAUAUAAUGAUCAUAUCAUUAUUUUCAAGUAUUUUUUUGGUGUUUUUGAAAAAUGUUACACACCUUGUUUCAGUGUUUGUAAAAAGUAUAAAUAUUACAGCAAGAAAUAUGAAUGCAUGAAAUUACAAAGUUUAGAGGAGAAAAAUCUUUAUCAUAUUUUUUAUUCAUAAAUUAUUUCAAAAAAUGAAUUGGUGUUACUAAAAAAUGUUAUACUUUUUCAGUGUUUGUCAGAAAAGUAUAAAUAAUAGAUAAAGUGUGAUUUAUUAAUUCACAAAGCUUAAAGGAAAAAAAUUAA